AUGGUGACGAUCCGCUCGUUGAACAACGAAGCACAUCGUGAAAGCAUCAGAGGACGAUGGAAAUCGAUCACUUCCGAAGAUCUAACAACGGACCAACUGCUUAGGCUGAUUCAUGGUUCCGAAACGAUGGAUCUUCCAACGAAACCGAUCAUACGUCCUCCAGAAGAACCCAUAAUAAUAAGACCAAAGCAGCCGCAAUACUUUUCCGUUUACGAAAAACAGCGUCCAUAUAAGAGUCUGAAUUUCGACAUUGACGCGAAAGAUCACGGGCAAGACUAUGAAACCGUGGAGAGGGAGAUUCGUGAGAGUAUCGGAGCCAUGGACGAAUUGAAAAACGAGCAUCAAGACUCUCUACAGAUCUCUGGCUUUCUAAAUAGGGUAUUAUAG
This is a messenger RNA of Angiostrongylus costaricensis, 387 nucleotides long. Lineage: Eukaryota; Metazoa; Nematoda; Chromadorea; Rhabditida; Metastrongylidae. The record is from the annotation of a GenBank genome assembly.